Messenger RNA from Stomoxys calcitrans (stable fly), 576 nucleotides. RefSeq names its product general odorant-binding protein 99b-like. Bases 76 to 525 code for a protein of 149 amino acids. Gene Ontology annotation, molecular function: odorant binding. Lineage: Eukaryota; Metazoa; Arthropoda; Insecta; Diptera; Muscidae. The transcript has 2 exons. The record is from RefSeq and is a predicted model, not a curated record.
AAUUUAGUAUCAAUCGAAUAUUCAAAGCGGCAAGAACUCAUCAGUACAGCCAAGGUGUUUUCAGUUGCGUUAAAAAUGAAAUUAGUUGCAUUUAUUUUGCUCUUUCUUAGUCUGCCUGCGGUUUUUGGACAAAAUACCAUUUCCGAUCAGUUUUUUAGCAAAUCUGAGAUAUGUUUUGAACUGCUGCAUGUGCCAAAUCGCUAUAGAAGCGAGUUCGGCAAUUUCAGUUACGCCGACGAAGAAGUGGUUCACAAGUAUAUUCACUGCGUGACCACCGAGCUGGAUAUUUGGAAUGAUCGCUCUGGAUUUAAUAUUGAAAAGAUCUACCAUCAAUAUAGGAAUAGAGCCAAUGAUGAGGUGAUGUUGCCCAUUAUAAGUAACUGCAAUCGCUCGUCGCAGAACAACAACAAGGAGUUAUGGUGCUACAGGGCGUUUGUAUGCAUUCUCAACACAGAUGUGGGCCAAUGGUUUAAGGAGGAUGUUCAAAGAAAGCGUCAAGCGAAUAUAUCAAAUGGUCACCACUAGAGCGAACAACGAAAAUAGUUUUACAAAAUAAAAAUCUUGUUUGUACCAAAA